CAAGUGCCUACAAGUUACCUGCAAGGACAAACGACAACAGAUUCAACGAAGAGGAUCGCCAAUCGUAGCUAUCUUUUUGGCAAAUUUAGUGUACCGUUCAUUGCACAGCGUUGAAAUGAGAAACAAUCAUUACAUCAUACGAACGAACGUCGUGUCGUUCUUCGACGUUGUCCAAUAACCUAACCUGGAUCCAUCAAAGCCACGAGCGGGCACGAGUAAAGGCACAACAUCCAGUACACAACCAAGUACAUCUCAAAUGACGAACACCAUGGAUAGUGCGCAUUUGUGCACACCACAGUCGAUCUUUCAGCAGAUGAACCAACAGAGCUCGCAGCAGCAACAAGUUGGGCCUUGGGCACAGAUACCGCAAGUACCGCCGAUAAGUAUCCCAUGGAGGGCACCUUGCUCGCACCAACAAGAGUUGAUCAGGUUCACUGGGGACACCAAUUCUGCCUUACACACCAUUCAACAAGCGCAGAAACGAAAGUUGGAAACUCAGGAUUUCGUAGAUGUGCGCCAGAGGAAACAGUUUAUAACAGCGGAGAAGAUGACUGCACAUUUUAAAGGUCUGCAUAUUAGUGGCAAUCAUGAUGAACCUAAGAGCUCACCCUCGACAGGGCGUGAGGGAGCGGAUAUGGAUGUUGAAGUGGUGAACGCGACGAAAGGCGAACAAACAAACGAUGCACAUCCGAGAUUGGUUCUUUCAGAGGAACUCAAGCGACUGAAGCCUAUUCUGCCAUCAACUUUUCUAUCUAAAUUAGAAAGACGAUGCAUGGCUCUGGUUCUUUGGGAACCGCCUAGCAAACAUCUUCGCGUCCUUCCGACGAGAGACACUCCCACGCCAAUUCCAAGUACAUCGAACAAUAAUAAUAACAAUAACAACAAUAACGAUGCUACUCCCGAUUUAAAUAAUGUAUCGCCCCCGUUUGAGGCAAUGGAAUUAUGAAAAUCUCUGAUUAGUACAGCGCGUUUCACAUAUAUUAAAAGAAAAAAGAAAAAACAAAAAUAUGAAUACCGUAUUCGGAAAAGUGAGAGCAUCUCAAUAAUCUGGCGAGUGUGAAGUAGAUUAGCGUAACGAGACGAGACGUGUUUCGCGAUUUCUCCCAUUGUAUGAUAACGGCUUGAGUAAUACUGUAUUCGUGUGAAUUUUAAAUACGUCCGUAGUGUGCGUAGUUUCCUUUCGAUAAUCCUGAAUGUACUUCGUGCCAGAGGACUUCAUUAUGAUCUUGCUGUUUAAGUGAAAUAUACCGUGUUUUUUUUAAUUCGUUGCACAUGUUAUAUCUAUUUUUUUUUAUAUAUCAACUUUAUAGUUUUUUUAUUUAUAUCGUUUACGUAGAGAGUAAUGAGAAGUUAUUAUUACGUAAUUAUAUACAAGUAAUUAUGUUAAAUGGAUAUUAUAUAAUAACGAUACACCCGUGUCCGAGUGCAUCAUGCACGUACCAUCCAGCGGGGAAGAGAGGAUCAAAUCGUGUUUGAAAAGUUAUUCAACAAACAGCACGUAUAUCUGCGACUUUGAUCCGUCAUUUCUUUUUUUGUAAUCAUAAAGUAAGAUUCUAUGAAAUUUAUAUGUUGCUAACAAUAGUUUAUCUGUUAAUAUUCUGUUUGCAAGAUCGAGUGUAUAUGAAAUUUUUAAUUAUUACAAAGCGAUAUAAUGAGUGCUAAUGUAUAAUAUGUUGUGAGUUUAUUGUGGAUGUUUGAACACAAAUAUAUGCUAAUUUUGCAUUAAAA
Messenger RNA from Ooceraea biroi (clonal raider ant), 1728 nucleotides. RefSeq lists its product as uncharacterized. The record is from RefSeq and is a predicted model, not a curated record. NCBI's taxonomy places the organism in Eukaryota, Metazoa, Arthropoda, Insecta, Hymenoptera, Formicidae.